This is a messenger RNA of Larimichthys crocea (large yellow croaker), 3800 nucleotides long. It is a transcript of the gene wnt10a, whose product is annotated as wingless-type MMTV integration site family, member 10a. The transcript has 4 exons. Gene Ontology annotation, cellular component: extracellular region. The record is from RefSeq and is a predicted model, not a curated record. Gene Ontology annotation, biological process: multicellular organism development; canonical Wnt signaling pathway; cell fate commitment. Gene Ontology annotation, molecular function: frizzled binding; cytokine activity. Bases 463 to 1728 code for a protein of 421 amino acids. Lineage: Eukaryota; Metazoa; Chordata; Actinopteri; Sciaenidae.
UCGGUGCGCACCGAAACAUCACUAGUGAAGCAGACUUCAUUUAGAGCGCCUAUCUUGGGUUCGGCUGUCUCUCUCUCGGAUGUUAUACUAAUGCAAAUACCUUGGCGGAGAUAACCGGGAUGUGUACGGAUGUGUAUGAGAAAGACAACACUUACGCUUCCUCAAACUUGUAGCAACCUCCUCCAUUCAGUAAGUUGAGAGGUUGAUGAAACUUUUUUUUUGAAUGAGUAUCCCGCCGCUGGCUGGCACAUCUGGACUCGCGGACGUCGGAGCUGUCAAGUCCAGCGCCAACGUUUAGCCGGACCUGACGUGACCCCCCCCCCCAACACCACUCUUCUGUUUUUUUGUCCUCCCUAAACUUUAAGGCGGAAUAUGGGACUUUAAAUUCUUGUGUCUUUAUUUUUAAAACUUUUUUUCUUUCUUCUUUUUUUUUCUUCUUUUUUCAUAAUUACAAGGCACAAAAUGGAACACUCAGUCCUCAGAAUAACAUGCGUCUUGGUGAUUAUCUGUCUCUUGGAUAAAAGGGUAGGCUCCAAUGAAAUCUUGGGCCUGAAGCUCCCCAAUAUCGACCCGAUCCUGAAUGCCAACACGGUGUGUCUGACACUGCCAGGUUUGACGCGACGCCAGCUGGAGGUGUGCAUGCGUAACCCAGAUGUGACAGCUUCUGCAAUCCAGGGAAUUCAGAUUGCCAUCCAUGAGUGCCAGCACCAGUUCAGAGGGCACCGCUGGAACUGCUCCAGCCUGGAGACUAGGAACAAAAUACCCUACGACAGCAUAGUCUUUAAAAGAGGUUUCAGAGAGAGUGCCUUUGCAUAUGCAAUUGCAGCAGCAGGUGUGGUGCAUGCAGUGGCCAACGCCUGCUCCAUGGGCAAACUGAAGGCAUGCAGCUGCGAUGAGAAGCGGCGUGGGGACGAGGAGGCCUUCCGCAUCAAACUGCACCGUUUGCAACUGGAAGCCAUCCACCGAGGGAAGGGCAUGGUACAUGGCGUUAUGGAGCACUUCCCUGCCGACCUGCCGGGUCCCCAAGACUCCUGGGAGUGGGGCGGCUGCAGCCCUGAUGUGGAAUUCGGCGAGAAGUUCUCGAGGGACUUCUUGGAUGCCCGCGAAACCUACAAGGACAUCCAUGCCCGUAUGAGGCUGCAUAAUAAUAGAGUUGGAAGACAGGUGGUGCUCGACCACAUGAGAAGGAAAUGCAAGUGCCACGGGACAUCUGGGAGCUGCCAGCUGAAGACCUGCUGGCAGGUUACCCCGGAGUUCCGGGUCGUGGGUUCAAUCCUCAAAGAGCGCUUUCACAUCGCCACGCUUAUCAAAGCUCACAACCGAAACACCGGACAGCUUGACCACUCCCACCACAACAACCACCACAACCACCAUAACCAUCACAAUCACCACAACCACCAUCACCAUCAUCAGAACAACCACCACAAUCACAAUCACCACCACCACCACACACACCGGCGACGGCCAAGCAUCAACGAACUGGUCUACUUUGAAAAGUCACCAGAUUUCUGCGAGCGGGACCUGGGGUCGGACUCCGCAGGCACUCAGGGCCGGAUCUGCAACAAGACCAGCCCUGGCAUGGACAACUGUGAGAGUCUAUGUUGCGGGAGAGGCCACAACAUCCUGCAGCAGACGCGGAGUGAACGCUGCAACUGCAAGUUUCACUGGUGCUGCUAUGUGGUGUGCGAAGAGUGCAGGAUAACAGAGUGGGUCAGUGUCUGUAAAUGAAGAAACACACACUAAAAGACAGUACACAAUAAAGAAAACAAAGAAAAAGAGACAUUUAUAAAUCAAGACUAUUCAUUUGAAAGGGGAAUAUGACUGUAACGUACCUUUUUGCGGUGGACUGCGUGUGUGUGAAGCAGUUGAGCCAGCAGAAAGAUAGAUGUGCAUGUUGGCACAUGCGGCAUAUGUCUAAAGCUGCCACAACUCAGAGAGCUCGGAUGUUUACUGCUUUCCUCUUGAGACAAAGGAACAUAGUUAUAUCAGUUAAAUAUCUGAAAGCUCCAAAUAUGAGAUUUGGGCUCUGAAAACAACAUUUUUUUGUUGUUUCAUCAGCAUAUGUUGACUGAUGUACAGCUGCAUCAGAUUGAGGUGGGCAAAGAGGAAGCUGAGAGUAAGCAGUAGAUAGCAUGCAGAAAGAAAAUUGCUUCAUAUCACCAGCAAUAUAUAAGAUGGAAAAGUUGAUGUCUGCAUCCCAUGAAACUUAACAAAUGGGGGAAGACAUCUGAUUUUUUUUUCUUCAAACAGAUCAUACACUAUACAAUUGUUACCCACAUCGACUUACAGCAUAAACAGUCCUGUUACACAGUAUUUGCCAUGUCUCCUAACUACUACAUGCAGGGACAAAUAUAGAUCUUUUCACACAUCAGGAUUCAUGUCACGCAGGGUUUGACACAGCACGACACACCUGGAGCACUUAAGGACUUAGUGCCUUGUUCAAGGGCAGUUCAGAAGUUUCAAUGUUUAUAGCAAUUAUCAUCUUACACCUGAAGUCACAUCAGGGGAUUAUCUGGCUCAACUGACACUCUAUAGAUGUAUCAGUCAUUGUUAUUGUUUUGUAUGCAUCAUGUGCAACCCUGAUGACACCCUCAAUAAAUACAUCCACACAUUCACACACACACAAAACGCAGAGUGGAGUCCAAAACUGAGUCCCAAGACAGACUGGACUAUUUAAAUUAGAAGGCUGCAACAAAGGGACAAAUGUCUAUGAUAAAUGCCUCUGCAAAGGAGGACGUUACAGCAAAGAUGAAGCUGAAAUGAUUUUCUGUCUUCUUGUUAACUGAUCCUCACAACUGAAACCAUUUCUUUCCCUCUAAUAGAGGGCACUGAAAUGAAAUCCACACAAAACAUCUUCCAAUAGAGUAAGAACAAGCACUUGUCCUAUACACUAUAAGGUUAUUUUUUUUGUGAAUUGUAUGUGAAAAUUGCUGUUUGAAAACCAUUAUGACAAGAGCUUGUACAGGUGAUAUAGUAUAUUACAGCUUCCCUAAAACACAGAUACAUUGUCUUGAGUUAACAUUGUCCAAAAUGUUUCAUGUGUGGUCUGUGUUGUGUGUGCUAUGUAAUGUAAGAGGACCAUCAGAGUACUGUGCACAGUAGACCUUCAUUUAACAAGUACAGCUUUCUUAUUCAGCACAAACUGAACGGCAUUGUAAAUAAAACUAAAUAAUGCUGCACAAACACCAUCAAUAACUUUAAAGUGCCUCAGGAAACUGGGUGCACAUGAACACAAAUGAAAAGGCUUCAGUUCCUCACACUAUAAACAUCCCAAGAUCAAGGUCAUCAAUCUCCCUGUUUUGUGAUGCAAUGUACUGUGUGCAACAAUGUAAGCGUCUUGUGAUAUAUCUACACUCACCUUCUUCACACUUCUUCCACGUGUGCAAACAGGGAUAAUCUGUUGUCAACUUCAAAGUAUAUUAAUAACAAAGUUGAUAUAUGUUUCUGCCUAUGCACAUUUUGAAGAUCAUAUUUGGUCUCGAGAAUCUUGUAUGAGUGAGGCUUCUUAUCAGAUAGUGUAAUUUAUUUCAAGAAAAUGUGUUUCUGUGUUGAAAGCAGAAAGAUAAAAAGAGACAGAGAGAAAAGAAAUCUGGAAUUAUUUUGAUUCUGAUAAGUAGUUUGCACAUACAGAACUGUGUCCAGGAAAACUCUGGGAGAUAUCAGCAAUAUGCAUUUUUUUAUGUCAUAAAUGUAAUGUAUGUAUGUAUUUUUAUGUUUUAAUAUGGUUAUUAUCUAAGUUAUUUUAUUUUUGUGGAUAACUUAAUAUUUGUAAGACAAUAAAGACCAUAAUAUGGCCAUAA